UGUCUGUCUGAAAACAAAUCUAAAAUGCUGAUCGCCAAUGUAUCCAACAGUCAAACAAUUGCUCCUUCGUCAGCCGUGAAACUACGACGAUCCCGCCGAUUGUCGUCCACCAGAGGAUUAAAGCAACGAACGACCGCGAAAGAUUCCUUUCCUUACGGAGAUCUCGAUCGAAAAAUCGGUAAUCCUUGGCCUAUAGCGGGCAAAAGCAUCGACGAGGAAAACGUCGAAGGAGAACAGUUGAUGAACUGGGAGAUGAAUGAGAGAGUCAGUUUAAGCAGCCGUUCUAGCACUGGAUUGGCAAUUCGUCCCGACAGUAGAAAAGGCAUCGAGUUUAGCGAGACUUGCAGGAGGAACGUUGAAAGUAGAUCAAAAAUCGGCUCGGAAUGCUCAGAACGCGAGGUCAAGUCAUCGUCAUCAGCCGGACCAACGUUGGAGUUGAUGAACGUAUCCGGAUUCGCCGGGUCGAAUGUCGCUCGGAAGCAUCGUGGCGUCUGUUCGAUUGACAUGACGGACGAGAACGUCCUUAGGAGCGAUUCGAAAUACGAGAUCGGUAUUCUCAGUCGUGGUUCCUCGACCCUGAGAGAGCAAAGGCGGCAGGGCGACACGCUAAUGUCGAAAGACAACGGUGACGGGACAAAGAGAUGGACCAAGGACUCCAUUUCGAAGCGACUGGAACUGAUCCACGAGCUGAAUCAGAAGAUCUUGGCUAACUACGAGAGGUUCCAACAGAAAUCGAGACGUACCAAGGACGUGAAGGAGCAGAUCGUGAAGAGCCGAGUCAAAGAUAAAAUUGAUGCCGAAGAACACGUUUAUACGGAGAUCAAGAAGAGGCACAAAACAGGCUGUCGAACGAGCGAUCGGAAGACUCGGGAUAUUCUUAAGCACGAUACCUGGGGAAAAGAAUCUUCCGAGCAAGACGCUUCUAGACGAACGGAUAAAUCGGUCUUUUUAAAAGAAUAUCACGAGAAAAUCGAUACCAAAGAUCAAUCGGAGAAAAAGGAUAAAUCCGAUCGAAAGAUCGUUCGCGAGAAUACAAACUUUAGUAUGGCGGCCAAGGAAAACUUUUCGUAUCAAGUAGACGAGAAAACGCAGUUAUCAAAAUAUCCAAAGUCAAAAGAUAAGAAAGGACGAUUGUCGGAGGAAAAUUCGAUCUUUUACGCAAAUGAGAACAUACCUUCGAAGGAGAUGGAAUCAGUCGCGAGUGGAGAUUGUCUGGAGAACUCCAAAUUGUAUCCCCAGAGCUGCAACUCGCAUAAUAACGAGAUGAAAAAUGAUAGUUUGAUGGAAAAGACUGAGAACAGCGUUUCGCGAAAUCGAUCCGAAAUCAGUUCGCAAAAAGACGUGGUCGAAUCUCGAACGGGAAGUGGAGACGCUGCGACAGACGAGAAGAUUCUGGAGUGCAGAAUUCUGGAGAAGCUAGACAAGACAAUCGACCGAUUCGAUAGCGAGAGGACCCGGCUAUCAUCAGGAGACAGCAACGAGGAGGAGGAGAACAGCUUCAGCACGGAUUCUAUACAAAGUAAAAGUCCGAAAUCGGAAGAAAAAUGCACGAAGGAUGUCACCAGCCUCUUGCAGGAUACCUUCAAUUCCUCCUGGGAUUCCGGAGUCGGCGUGGCGGACCUCGGCAACGGAAGCGGAUGGGUGAGGAUACACACCGGGAUCGAGAGCAGUCUCGUCUAUCUCACUCUGGACACCACGGCUAAAGAUGUCUGCAGGGACAUGCUGCUAGGAGACGACUUGUCUCUGUUUGUCCAGUAUGGCGGCGAGCCAAGCAGGAGGUUGGCGUCCCAGGAGAAGCCACUGGAAAUUCAGGAUCAAUUUCUUCAAAGGCUCGGCUACCAGGAUGUAUCUCGGCGUGCUCGUCUGGGAGUUGAUCUCGAACUCAGACAUCUCGUCGGCUUUCACGUAGGACCAGCAUCGCCAUUGCCAGACCUGGCGGGAUACAGCCGUUGCGGAUACACUCUGGUGUUAAAGGGGUUGGUUUUUCCGCAGUGGAAACGACGACCUCUGGCCGUCAUCGGCUCUAGACUCUUUCUUUAUCCGGCCUGUCCGGAAUCGCGAGCGGAAUGGAUGGAGCUGGGCGGCGGCGGCGGCGGCGCGGUCUGCUAUGCGCCGUCACGUCUGGGCAAACUCGUUUUGCGUGUCACCGGGUUUCCCAGGGUCACUCAACAGUGCCACGUGAGCCAACACCCUGAAGAGAAUCACCAUCGCGAGACCAGACACUUGUAUCUGGGCUUCCACCAUCCCUGGGAUCGGGAUCUCUGGAAAGGCUGGAUCAAAGAGGCUACGCAGUUGUCACCAUGUCCGAAGCGGUUAGAUUUGAGCAAAGGGGGCCUGUCAAGAGUCCCUGAAAGCGCGAUUGCUUUCCCAGCAAUAGAAGAGCUCGCGUUGGGAUGGAACCAGUUCAGCAAUGUCGACAACAAUCUCAAGCUUUUACACAGGUUUCCCAAACUUCGUGCCGUCCAUCUGGAGUGCAACGAUCUCCGUGGAAUCCCGAGGGAGCUUUUGGAGUUGCCAACUUUGACCUAUCUCAAUCUCUCGGACAACAAGAUCGAGAUAAUUCCGGCUGACAUCUGCCAACUGGUCAAUCUGAAAGAGCUGAUUCUUGACCGUAAUGGCAUCAAAGAUGUACCCAAUGAAGUGACACGAUUGAAAAACCUGAGGAAUAUUUCCAUUGUCGGAAAUUUACUCAGCGCUGCACCGUGCUUUUUCAACAUGCGAGCUCUCGCUCUGACGGAAGUUCUGUCAAAGACAGAUCAUGGAAAACCUUACAAAGAGGAGAAGGCAAUGCAUAACAAUUUACACAAGAUCAAUCUGAGAAACAAUCAACUGAAGGGAAAUAUAAUCUUGGGAAAUUAUGGCAAUCUGACGCAUCUGGAUGUCAGCGAAAAUAGUAUUGAAAAAUUGGACAUUAGCGCCCUGCAAGAAUUAAGAAGCGUUCGCUGUGCUCGAAAUCAUCUAACAGAAUUAACUCUUUGCGGCCGAAAUCUCGUAUCACUCAUCGCUGGAAAUAAUAAACUGAAAAAGCUAACCGUCGAACCUGUGCCAACUAAUCUGGAGCAUUUGGAUGUUUCGUACAACAAUUUAGACGCAUUGCCGGAAUGGAUGACGGAAUUGCCAGCACUCCGCGUACUUUUCGCGUCACACAAUGCACUAACGGCCCUACCGGAUAGACUGCUGUCACAGCCAUCGAGACUGGAAGUUCUUCAUUUGCCUCACAACCGAUUACAAGCCCUACCACCGCCCAGAAGGCCAUUGAACAUCGUUCAUUUGACUCUUCAGGGCAAUAUGUUAACAACGCUACCGACUAGCUUCUUCACCAAUACUGAAAAGAUGAAAGUUUUGAACCUCUCCAACAAUCGGCUCUCCGAACUACCGUAUCGCGAGGAAGCCGGCAGGUGCCAUCGGGGAUCGCACACAUUGGAGAAAUUAUACGUCACGGCGAAUUGCCUGACCGAUACCGCCCUAGAUGCUCUCGCAAAGUUCACGUCUCUGAGAAUUCUUCAUAUUGCUUACAACACCCUGGACACGUUACCGGAAAGCUGUAUAGCUGCGUGGCGCGACCUAGAAGAAUUGGUGCUGUCCGGAAACAGAUUGCAGUAUCUUCCAGAUAACGUGGCUAAUCUGCAACACUUGCGCGUGCUGCGCGUGCAUUCUAAUCGGCUGUUAACGUGCCCCACCUUCGGUAAAACGGCGUCCUUGAAGGUGUUGGAUCUUGCGCACAAUCAACUAGAUAGAGUAAAUCUUGCCACGUUAGUGCCACCGCAAUUGCAGUUUCUCGAUAUAUCCUGCAACUCCCGACUGCACGUGGACCCACGACAAUUCCAAGUAUAUAGAUCCCAGAGGCCGAUAUCUCUGGUGGAUGUAUCUGGACAAAACAGGCCCAGUUUGCCGUCUCAUCCGCAUCAACAGGAAAUUGUCGUGGCUGAGAAGAAUGCCGAGCAACCAUGGCGGUUAGGCUUCUCGGAAACUGCGGGCUCUCGCGAAAAGCUAUACAUUUCUCAAGUACGAAUGCCGUCCUUCUGUAACGUCGAAGGUCUGUUUGGCAUCUUUGACGGCGGUUCGAAUCAGGAAACACCCAGUACCCUUCAAGAAAUGAUUCCGCGCCUAUUGUUGGAGGAGCGAACGAUACGGGAGACAUCGAAGGAGUACUUGAAAUACACCUUGUUAUCGGCACAUAGAGAGCUCAGAGAGAAGGGUCAGAAGUAUGGCGUAGACGCGACUCUCAUCCAUGUAGUGAAACUACCAUCACAGCAGGGAUACCCAAAAUCUUCGAUCAAGUACUCUCUGAAAGUGGCAUCCUCCGGGGAAGCGAAAGCCGUUCUCUGUCGAGCGGCCGGUCCCUUGACCCUCGCGUCUAAGAAAGCUAGAGAGUCGGUCAAAAAUCAGUUAGGGAACGCUGCCAUGUUCCCGCUAGUCGUGCCUGAUCCGACGUACGAGGAAGCAACGCUGGAGGACGACGACGAAUUUGUUAUAGUCGCUAAUCGGAGAUUAUGGGAAGUCCUGAGUAUCCAGGAGGCCGUGAGGGAGGCCAGAGCCGAGGCCAGUCCCGUUUUAGCCGCGAAGAGGCUGCAAGAUCUGGCGCAAGCCUACGGCGCCGAGGACAAUCUGAGCGUCAUUGUCGUGAGAUUGGCCGGGCCGAGCCCAGGUGACAUGGAUCAGCUGAUGCGCGAGCUCAGACACGUUGUUGGCAAAAAUAGAGGUCAAACCGGCGACGGCGCAUGUUCCUGCCCUUGUUGCGUGCCGCCGGCGCCUCACAAACCUCCGACAGCUUGCUGUUGUCACGCAAGCGAGGGCUAUUAUCUUAAUGGCGUGUUGAAGAACAUAGUGAACAGAUCCAAUAAAGUUCACGGAGGUUCCGGAAGAUACUUUAAAAAUUCUAAAUCAACACAAGAGAACGAAAGCCCUCCCUACAGAGACGAUCGCAGUUCGCCGAGCGGGCAGUCCGAUCAAGCUAGCGACAGUACUUUCAAGUCUCGUCAUCCAUCAGGAAGAAUGUGGACAGGAAGCGCGGCUUCCAGAGCGACGAACAAAGCUCACCAGAGUGUUCUUAUGCAAGAGACGCGAAAGGUAUCACCGUGCAUACCUACCCAGGAGGACGCCGUCUCGGAAAGAUCCGGUGUUCUGAGCGAGGAGCAGUUUCGUUGUUGGGAGUACAUGCUCGAACAAAACACCCAGCUGUUAUUUGACAAGGAACUUGACACGCUGACGAAGGCGCCGUUGCGGCAGGCGAGAUCGACGCCGCAGCUGAGCGGUGGCAACUUGCCUUUCCUGUCAAAGAGAUUCGGCAGCGCGAGAUCUUUCAAUCCUACGCUAUCGCGACCGCCAGUCGUCCGUUUCGGCAGCGGACGAAGAUUGCUGAAUGGUGGACCGAAUGCCGCCUAUUUCGGCAGCCUGCAAAGGCUGAUGCCUUAUAAUCUGGAAUACGACUUCGCCGUCAUCCAGGAGAGAGGCGGCAUGGACUCGCUCGAGCAGGAUGCCACGAGGAUGCAGCAAUAUUGGGGGGUGGCCACUACCGAACUAUAAUGUAAACGAGGAUACUGAGAGAGAGAGAGAGAGGACGAAACAAGAAAAGGACACCGAAAGAAAUAAGAUGGAGAUGCGAAAGAACGAAUGCGAAAUUAAAAGAAUGUGUCCUGUUUAUAAAAUUAUGGGAAUUCUACUCCGAAAAGAGAGAAACUUUCAUGUUAUUGUUAUUUCAUUGUAUAUUAAAUAUUGUAUAUUUAAUUGGGAUUUGACAACUUGACGACGUAAAGCCAUUUGUUUGAAAAUCACAAGAUUACAGAUUAAUUCCGGCGAACAAUUCAAUAACCGGGAGUAAUUUAUCUCAUGACGCGACGGCGCGAAGUAAUUGCAGCUCCGUAGUCUAAUUAUCACAUUGGAAGGCGUAAUUAAUAGAAUACAGCGAGACGGAACGGAACGUCGUCAAGCGCAAACGCGCACAAUCGCAUUGAUAUCGAUCGUACUGAUAACAAUGACGCGGUAACAACAAGCCGCAAGAUUCUUCGUGCAACCAACGUGCAACGAGAGACAGCAGGAUUUAUACCGUAACUUUGUAAUCUACCGCAACCAAAUCCCGUGUAAAUAAAGAGACCCGCGCGCUCCUUUACGUUAUACAAAGCCCGCUUUAUUCUUUUAUAACGGUAGAUACGCGAAAGAUGCUACGUUAUCGCGGAACAACUUUACAAUGUACGCGAAAAGACUCCACAGAGAAUAGGCCAAGUAAAAUUAAGAGAUUGAAGAAAAUUCGUUCACAAUUUUUAAUUUGACAUUUUCUUUUUCUCUUUCUUUUUGACAUUGUCCAUUUCUCGUGUGAAUUUCCUUUUACGUUGUUUUGCGUUAUUUCAUAAAUCCUAAUUCGUUCUUCCAUAUUUUUUUAUCACGUGUUUUAUCUCUUUUUUCAUAAAAUUUUAGAAUUAUAUUUUGUACAUAUAGGAGAUUCUCUUUUAUAUUUUACGCCUACAAGUAUAAUGUACAAUAUAUUCGUAUGCUGUGUAACAUUUUUUUACGAUAAGUUGUCGAUGAAUGCCGAGAAAUACGUGAUAUUAAUGAACGUAAUGUGCCGGACGAUCUCGCGCUUUCAAUAUUGCAACAAUACGUGCGCACCACGAGUCGAUAUCGCGGCUUAUAAUAUAUAAAGUUGCUCUAAUGAAUCGUGUCAUCUCAUUUGUGAGAUAAUUUAUUUUGUGUGAAAUGUUAUAUUGAAUUGAUUAAAAUAUUGAUUGAUAUUUUUAUUAUACGAAAAACCGUUAAAUUGUAAAAAAAUUAGUCUCCGAUAUUUAAGUCAAUUAUCUUACAUUUUUCAUUUUAUAGAGAGAGAUGUAAAAUUUUUCACAAACCUAAUAUUAUAAGAGUUGAUAAAUUAAAAUUUCUCAUAAUUUUUUUCGAUUUUUAAUAAACAAUAUUUAACACAUUUAUAAAAACUUUUAUUUAAUAACAGAAGAGCGAAUAACGAAUAACAGAAAUCAAAAAAUCAAAGAAUAACAGCAGAUUGAUCAUAAAUAUUAUACAUUAUGAGAAAAAAUGUAAUUGCGUUACAAAAAAAACGAUCCAAGAGCAUGCUUCCGAAAUGAGUUCAUUAUUUUUUCAUGUCUCUACCAUUCAGGCGUCUCGUUUAAUCACACGCAUUUCAUUUUUUUCUUUGAUCGGAAUUAUGCUCUUUGAUUACGAGAAAAAAUCAUACAAAGAAAUUAUUUUUUAUAACUAUAAUAUAAAGAUAUUUUUGUAUUUUUUAACGUAAUGUAAAGUGUGUCCCGGAAAAAGUAUGUUCCAAUAACAGAUUUAAUAUAUAUAUUUAUCUAAAUGAGAAUAUUCUUCAAGUUUAAAGACAGAGUUAGUUAAAAAAACAGCUAAAUAACAUUUUUAUAGUUUUAAAUAAAAUUUACCAUAAAAAAUUAGCAUAAUAUAAAAUAGCAAAAUCCUUUAAAAUUGAUUAUAUCUGAUACUUGAUAUAUAUACAUACAUACACACACACACACACAUAUAUGUAUAUAUGUAUAUAAAUUAAAUUUUAUAAACAACGUGUUUUUAUAAAAAGAAUAUAUACACAAAUAUGUAAUAAAUUAAAUAUUCCAUAUACCAAACGCUGCUGUCGGUACAUACAUUCUCCGGGUCAUUAUGUAAAAUUGUAAAAAAAUUGUACCUGAGGCUGGACCAAAUAAAUUAUGACACGCAAUCACCCGUUGUUAACGCAGAACAAAUGAAUUGUACGUUGCAAAUAGCGGCGUAUUCAGCAUUUAACGAGAAUAUUCAACGUUUUUAUAUGUGUUGUUUUACAAAAAUUGUGCGCUUAAAAUUUCAA
Molecule: messenger RNA, 7801 nt
Organism: Cataglyphis hispanica
Lineage: Eukaryota; Metazoa; Arthropoda; Insecta; Hymenoptera; Formicidae
Gene: Phlpp
Product: PH domain leucine-rich repeat-containing protein phosphatase 2
Exons: 17
Coding region: 25-5526 (1833 amino acids)
Molecular function (GO): protein binding
Source: RefSeq, a predicted model, not a curated record